Molecule: messenger RNA, 1410 nt
Organism: Rangifer tarandus platyrhynchus (Svalbard reindeer)
Lineage: Eukaryota; Metazoa; Chordata; Mammalia; Artiodactyla; Cervidae
Source: the annotation of a GenBank genome assembly
AUGGAACACCAUCAACCUGAGCAUCCAGCCCCUGGUGAGGCCAGGACUGCAGAAGCAGUCAGCCCUGAAAACCACAAGGUCUUGUCAGAACCCAAAGAGCACCCUCAGGCCAAGGAUGCCGAAGAGGCGGACGGGGCAGCUGGAGAACAGGAGCCAGUAGAGCAAGCUUCACUGCCAGCCCAAGGCCAGGAUAACUUCGAGUCCCCUCCACCAGAUGCUAGCUCAAGCCAACCAGGGCCGUCCCAGGAGGCUCAACCUGAGAUAGAGACAGUGGGGGCCUGCUCCAGGCUCCAGGAGCUUCCCCAGUCCCCCAGGGCCCGACAGCCUGAGCUAGACUUCUACUGUGUCAAGUGGAUCCCCUGGAAAGGAGAACAAACACCUGUCAUUACCCAGAGCACCAACGGCCCUUGCCCUCUCAUCGCCAUCAUGAACAUCCUUUUUCUUCAGUGGAAGGUAAAGCUGCCACCUCAGAAGGAAGUGAUCACGUCAGACGAGCUCAUGGCCCAUCUUGGAGACUGCCUUCUGUCCAUCAAACCUCAGGAAAAGUCAGAGGGACUUCAGCUUAAUUUUCAGCAGAAUGUGGACGAUGCAAUGACAGUGCUGCCUAAGCUGGCCACAGGUCUGGAUGUCAAUGUGCGGUUCACAGGAGUCUCUGAUUUUGAGUAUACACCUGAGUGCAGUGUCUUUGACCUACUUGGCAUACCGCUGUACCAUGGCUGGCUUGUUGAUCCACAGAGUCCUGAGGCUGUGAGUGCAGUCGGGAAGCUGAGUUACAACCAGCUGGUAGAGAAGAUCAUCACCUGCAAGCACUCCAGUGACACCAACCUGGUGACAGAAGGCCUGAUUGCAGAGCAGUUCCUGGAGACCACUGCCGCACAGCUGACCUACCAUGGUCUCUGUGAACUAACAACAGCUGCCAAGGAGGGCGAACUGAGCGUCUUUUUCCGGAACAACCACUUCAGCACUAUGACUAAGCAUAAGGGUCACUUGUACCUUCUGGUCACUGACCAGGGCUUUCUGCAGGAGGAGCAAGUGGUGUGGGAGAGCCUGCACAAUGUCGACGGAGACAGCUGUUUCUGUGACUCUGACUUUCACCUCAGUCACUCCCCGGGCAAGGGACCCGGAUCGGAAGGUGGGAGUGGCUCCCCGGAAAAGCAGCGGCAGGUGGACCAGGACUACCUGAUCGCCUUGUCCCUGCAGCAGCAGCAGCCCCCGCCCCAGGGCACGUCAGGUCUGAGCGACUUGGAACUGGCCCAGCAGCUUCAGCAAGAGGAGUACCAGCAGCACGCAGCGGCCCAGGCUGCCCCUGCCCGGGCCCCAUCGCCGCAGGGGAGAGGAGCCGCAUCUGGACGCCCAGCUGCUGAGCGUCGGCAAAGGCCGAAGCAAGAGUCCGACUGUGUCCUCCUGUAG